Macrosiphum euphorbiae (potato aphid) is the source of this 1689-nucleotide messenger RNA. NCBI's taxonomy places the organism in Eukaryota, Metazoa, Arthropoda, Insecta, Hemiptera, Aphididae. The record is from the annotation of a GenBank genome assembly.
AUGACUAAUCAAGUAGAUCGAGUGGUUUUAAUAACAAAGUCUAAGACUCCCACGUCAACUGUACUCGUAGUCGAACGCCAAGCCGACAACAACAAUGAGCACAAUGAAAAAAACGAAUAUCUGGCUGGCGGAGAACACAGUGGCAUCGUGAUCAGCAAAAUUGGGAAAUACGAUGUUCAAGACGAAACACCUGAAGACACAUCGGUGCAGUUCUGCGUGUUUCUGGUUAAUGGUCAAACGGGAUUACACACCAAAGAAAGACGUACCAUAAGAUUUUGGUGUAAUGGAGAUAGAACGGUGGACGCCUCAGCAGUGGCGUCUCAAUUCUUUCAAGACUUGGUGUUACCAGAUCAAUUUCCUCUUGAUUAUGUUGGUUUCGUAAAAAGAUUACUGACUUUAAUGCACAAAGGCUACAAAUGUGUAUCAAAACUCGAAAUCGAAUUAAAGGAGCUGGAAAGAACGGCAGUAAGACCUGUAAAUCAAGUUUCUGUCGAAGGCUCGAAAUUAAAUUUGGAUAUAUCACAGACUAAAUUACGUGAAUUGAUCGAAUCUUCAUAUCCUAACCCACUAACUAUUGACGAUAUUAACAAAAAACACGGAUGGAAGAACUCAGACAUAAAGGACAAUUUAGAGAAACUUCAACAGUCUGGAAUCGUUAAGCCUGUCGACGGAGGCUACACCAGAGUCGUCCUCCACGACAAGAUUGUAGAACAAAUGCCUGUCAUUCAAUAUAAUCGGCAACCAACUGUUGCCAUUAUCACAGCGGAGUAUUGCGAAAAAGUAGCCGUUGAUAUUUUAAUCGAGAACAAAGAAACAUUUGUACGAUACACCACUGUCGGAGAAUCAAAUGUUUACACAAUAGGAAAAAUGGGAAAUCACAGUGUAGUUUGUACCAAACUCCCCGCAUUGGGUCUAAGCAGAGAAGCUAAAACGGCAGCCGGAAAUGCAAUAACUCGCUUAUUAGGAACAUUUCAAAAAGUCGAACACGUCUUUGUAUGUGGUGCUGGUGGUGGUGUACCACAUUAUACAAGCUAUGACAAGCAUGUAAGACUAGGAGACGUAGUCGUUUCUCAUUGUGGAAACAACCAAAAAGCCGUUUAUACGUACUGCAAAAAUGUCUCGAAUGAAAACGGAGACAUGAAAUUCCAUUGUCAUCAAUAUAGUCCGAAAAUAUUUGAUUUACAAAUAGCUGCUAUGAAAUUACAAACGGAAGUGAAAUCGAUUGACAAAAAACCAUUGUGGGAUAUAUAUCUAAGCGAAGGUUUGAAUAGGAUUGAAAAACAAAAAACCGAUAGUGAAUCCGAUUUUAACCGGCCGCCAGCAGAUUCGGAUAAACUUCAAAUGUACAUCGGAGGAACAGAACUAAUUGAAAUUACUCAUCCCGUUUGCAAUGACAAGGAUAAUAAUUUAGGCACAAGAAUACACGUAGGUCCCAUUGGUGGUGGUCUGAGUGCUGGAUCCAAUGCAUUUAUAAGACAAAAAUUUGCUGCCGAGUACAAAUUACUGGCUAUGGAUUCAGAAUUUGACUCUGUUAUGGGAUCACUAAUGGGAAACUAUUGUCAUUCUUAUGCUAUUGUCAGAGGAAUUUCUGACUAUAAAGAUGGAUCGGUAAAAAACAAGUGGCAACCUUACGCCUCUUUGGCCGCAGCAUCUGUUAUUAAAGCAAUAUUAUCGAUAACCAAUGUAUAA